Symbiodinium sp. CCMP2456 is the source of this 492-nucleotide messenger RNA. Lineage: Eukaryota; Dinophyceae; Suessiales; Symbiodiniaceae. The record is from the annotation of a GenBank genome assembly.
AUGUCGGCCACGACCACGACCACCAAGACGACCACAGGCGCCAGGACCACGGAGAGAACACACGACCACUACACCACAAGAGACCACGAGCGGACCACCCAGACCAGCAACAACACCUCCAGGAGACCAGGAGGCCAUCAUGGAUCGCGCCUUCUGGAGGAUGCGGAUACGGCGGUAACGCCGUUGACAUGGUUCGACGACCAUUCUUUUGAAUUCCACGGACGAAUUGUCACGGCACCACACACGCAGGGCGCGAUUUCAGGGGCAAGGCGAAGUGAUGCGAAGAAUGCUCGGAUGCCGCGAGCUGUCCUGCGCUUCGCCAUUCGCGAAGGCCGCAACCGGCAGAUCCGGCGAAUGUGCAAAUCUGAGGGCCUCACGGUAGAGUGGCUUCUCAGAACGCGCAUCGGGCCGCUCCGGCUCGGCAACUUGGCGAUCGGAGCAGCCAGAGAUGCAACGGAAGAAGAGCAGAAGGCCUUGGUUUCAGCCCUCUGA